Molecule: messenger RNA, 2187 nt
Organism: Acanthosepion pharaonis
Lineage: Eukaryota; Metazoa; Mollusca; Cephalopoda; Sepiida; Sepiidae
Source: the annotation of a GenBank genome assembly
AUGUUUUUUUACCUUUUGAAUCUUCUUUCUUUAGAUAUUAUAAUUUUUAUUUUUAUUUUACUUAAUUGUAUAUCUAUCACCGUCCUCUUCUUUUACAUCCACAUACGGUUCUUCUUCUUUUUAUUUUCCUUCUUCUUCCUCUUUCCUUUUCCUUCUUCUUCUUCUUCCUAUUCUUCUUAUUUUGAUUUUUCUUCUUGCUUUUCCUCUUCCUUCUUCUUCUGUAGAAUUUCCAAAUGUUUUGCCGUCCAUGUUUUAUUUUUUGUAAAAUUUCUUUUUAUACCCUUUUCCUAUUUUCCCUUCUUCUUCUUCUUCUUCUUCUUCUUCUUCUUCUUCUUCUUCUUCUUCUUCUUCUUCUUUCUUUUCUUUUUUUCCUUUUUUCUUUCUUUCUUUCUUUUUUCAUGUUUCUUUUUUUUCUUUCUAUCAAUGAAUUUCGUGUACUUAUUUUAUUUGUGUAACUUCUAUUUUUUCUGUUUCAAUUCUUCUUCUUCUUCUUCUUUCUUUCUUUCUUUCUUUAUUUAUUUAUUUCUUCUUUUUUCUUUCUUUCUUUUUGGCCCAACCGGAUUUCAUCCCGGAAUCCACAACAUCUUCAUAAUUCUUUUUUACGUAUUCAUUUAUUCUUUUUUUGUCUCUUUUUCUUCAUUUUUCUUGUUCUUCUUCUUCUUCUUCUUCUUUUCAUUCUUCACCUUAAUUCUAUUUUUUUUCACUUUCGCUGUUCGUUUUCUUAUUUUCUGUUUUUUGCGAAACUUCAUUUUUCUUCUGUUUCAAAUCAUCAUUCCUCCUUUUCUUCUUUUUUUCUUCUUUCAUUUUCAUUUUUUUAGGGUUAUUUUUUCUUUUCAUAAUUCCCUCUUACGUGUUCAUUUCUUCUUAUUUUCGUUUCUUUCUCUUCUUCUUCUUCUUCUUCUUCUUUUCGUCUUUCACAUUAACUUUAUUUUUUAUUUUCACUUUCAAUGUUCGUUUUCUUAUAUUCUUUUUCUUCGUUUUUCUUCUGUUUCAAAUCUUCACCCAUUCUUCUUCAAAUUAAUCUUCCUUCCUUUUAGCUUCAAUUUAAAACUUUUUGCAACUUCCGUAUUAUCAAGUUCUAUAUUUUAUUUUACAUUUUCGCAUGUCUGUGUGCGUGUGGGAGGAUUAGUGUUGCUGUUGUUUCCAUUUAUUCUCUCCUUUUUCUUCUUCACCAUCAUGCAUUUCUUCUUCCCCUCGAUUCUUCUUCUUCUUCUUCUUCUUCUUCUUCUUCUUUUUCUUCUUCUUCUUCUUCUUCCUCCUCCUCCUCCUUACUUCAUCACUUCAUCUUGUUGUUUUCUGAACCCCUUUUUCUCCCCGUGUAUUUUUGACCUCCUUUUUUUCUUCAUCUUUCUUCUUCAUCGUCUUCUUCUUCUUCUUCUUCGUUUUCGGCUGCUUUACUUUAUCGCUUCCUCUUUUUAUCUCACUUUCAUCUACUUUUUCUUGAUUUCAUGUCCUCCUUCUUUUUCAUUUUCGUCCUGUUCUCUUAUUUUUGCCUUCUUAAUUUUUUCUUUCACAUUCUUCUUCUUCUUCUUCUUCUUCUUCUUCUUCUUCUUCUUCUUCUUCUUUAACAAGCAUGCACCAUCAGAAAUCUCGCCACGGUGUCCUUCAUUCAACUCACGUCAUCUACCUAUCUAUUUCAUUAUAUUCACAUCUAUCUAUCUCAUUCUGUUCAUUUUUUCUAUCUAUUUAUUUCAUUAUGUUCAUAUGUAUCUAUCUAUAUCAUUUUGUUCAUAUCUAUCUAUCUAUCUAUCUAUCUAUCUAUCUAUCUAUCUAUCUCUAUCUAUUUUAUUCUGUUCAUAUAUACCUAUCUGUCUAUUUCUUAAUGUUCAUAUUUAUCGAUCUAUCGCAUUCUGUUCAUAUUCUUAUAUCUAUCUAUUUCAUUUUGUUCAUAUUUAUCUAUUUAUCUCAUUCUGUUCAUAUGUUUCUACCUAUCUAUCUAUCUAUCUAUCUAUCUAUCUAUCUAUCUAUCUGCUUCAUUAUGUUCAUAUCUAUAUAUCUAUCUAUGUUAUUAUGCUCAUAUCUAUCUAUUUCAUUAUUUUCAUGUCUAUCUAUCUAUCUAUCGAUCUAUUUCAUUAUGUUCAUAUUUAUCUAUCUAUCUAUCUCAUUCUCUUCAUAUUUUUCUAUCUAUUUCAUUAUGCUCAUAUCUAUAUAUCUAUCUAUCUUUGUAUCUCAAGUGUUUUUAAUUAA